Messenger RNA from Porites lobata, 585 nucleotides. NCBI's taxonomy places the organism in Eukaryota, Metazoa, Cnidaria, Anthozoa, Scleractinia, Poritidae. The record is from the annotation of a GenBank genome assembly.
AUGCUGCAGUGGUGUGUGGUGACAUUGCUUUUAGUUUGUAGGUUGGGUCACCCAACCAGACGUGGCGAGUCCGCCAGGAUGAAAACUGUGCUACAGGAGCUUGGUUUGAGUGUGGAAGAAAUGGAACACCCUGCUACUCUAGAUGGAGGGGACGUCCUCUUCACAGGUAAAGAAUUCUUAGUGGGAUUAUCUGAGAGAACGAAUGAGCAAGGAGUACACAUCUUAGCGGAAACGUUCGGUGACUAUCCUGUGACAGCCAUUUCAGUUUCGAAUCACCUGCAUCUCAAAUCCUUGAUGUCAAUGGCUGGACCUGACACUGUCAUGGUUGGAGGAAGUAGUGAAGCAGACGACGUUUGGAAUGAAGUUGAGAAAAAAGCGAAGUUCAAGUAUGAAAAGCUUACUGUUCCUGAGGAUAAAGCCGCGAAUUGUCUGUUUGUUAAUGGAACACUGUUCCAUUUGACCUCAGCAGAAAUUCCAAGAAGUUAUGAAGUAUUCAAGAAACUUCCCACUCCAAAGAUUGAGGUGGAAAAUUCUGAACUGCAUAAAGUUGACGGCGGUUUAACUUGUUUGUCUAUAUUGAUCUGA